This is a messenger RNA of Prunus armeniaca (apricot), 198 nucleotides long. NCBI's taxonomy places the organism in Eukaryota, Viridiplantae, Streptophyta, Magnoliopsida, Rosales, Rosaceae. The record is from the annotation of a GenBank genome assembly.
AUGAAGGAUUUGGGUAAUGCAUCUUACAUAUUGGGUAUCAAGAUUUAUAGGGAUAAAUCGAGAAAGCUAAUUGGAUUAUCUCAAUCCCUAUACUUAGCUAAGGUGCUCGGAAUAUUCUACAUGGAACAAUCCAAGAAGGGUUAUUCACUAGUUAGAAGUGGUAUUCACAUGUCUAAGAUUAUGAGCCCUAGAACCUAA